Messenger RNA from Mauremys mutica (yellowpond turtle), 283 nucleotides. RefSeq names its product ovomucoid-like. The coding region runs from base 38 to 283 and encodes 81 amino acids. NCBI's taxonomy places the organism in Eukaryota, Metazoa, Chordata, Testudines, Geoemydidae. The transcript is spliced from 4 exons. The record is from RefSeq and is a predicted model, not a curated record. Gene Ontology annotation, molecular function: serine-type endopeptidase inhibitor activity; protein binding.
CCAAGAGCCCAGUGCAGACCAGACAGACGCCUCCGCCAUGAAGAUAACAGGGGCCGUUCUGCUCUUCGCUCUGGCACUUUGCUGCUUCUACUCAGAUGCUGCUGGCCAGGCUGGUAAGGGUUUCUGCAGCAAGUACAAGGAGCCUCCACAAAUAUGCACCAUUAAGUACUCACCUGUUUGUGGCACUGAUGGGAAAACAUACGUCAACGACUGCUUCUUUUGCGUAGCAGUCUAUGAAAACCUUGGAAGUCUUAGCUUUGAGCAUUAUGGAGAAUGCGAGUAG